Helianthus annuus (common sunflower) is the source of this 2059-nucleotide messenger RNA. RefSeq names its product receptor-like cytosolic serine/threonine-protein kinase RBK1. NCBI's taxonomy places the organism in Eukaryota, Viridiplantae, Streptophyta, Magnoliopsida, Asterales, Asteraceae. Gene Ontology annotation, molecular function: ATP binding; protein kinase activity. Gene Ontology annotation, biological process: protein phosphorylation. Bases 228 to 1676 code for a protein of 482 amino acids. The transcript is spliced from 7 exons. The record is from RefSeq and is a predicted model, not a curated record.
CAUUCCAUCCAAAUUCCUAAUCCAUACCAUUCCAUUCCAUUCUCCCCUAAAUAUCUCCACUCCAUUCAAAGCAUAAUUCCAUCCCAAGAUAUCCCAUUCCCUUCAUAACAUUUUCCGGCCACCGUCUCCUCCGCCGGAGACCGGCCACACCAUGCACCACACCCCUAUUUCACCCUAUCCCAUUUAUAACUUCUUCUUAUAUUAACCCAACCCUAAUUCCCGUCCCAAUGAAAGAACAACAACCCCUAAACAAUCCCAAAGUCAUCCAAAUCGAAUACAACGAUGACAACUACAAACAACAACAACAACAAUCAUCUCCAAGAGGGGUAUUGGAAAUUCCGUUAUCCGGAUCGGAUUCCGACAACAGCCGGAGCCUGAGCAGCCGGGGCUCAUCUUUCAACGAAAAGUCGCCGGAGAUGGAAACCGAAUCAGACUCUGCAACCGAGUGCGGCGGAGAUGAGGAGGAGGGCGGCAGGCCGGGGCUGAUUAGCUCGUCGUCGGUUGCACAGGAUGUGCGGUGGCGGCAUUUGGUGUGCAGUUUGAAGUGGAAGUCGUUUAAGCGGUUUUCGACGGUGCCUUUGGUGGCCGGAUAUGAGAUGUCUAGGAAGAGUUUGAUGAGGAGGUUGGGGAAACAUCAUGUUAGCGAGGAGAUGGUGGAUGGUGUAAGGUGGACUGUGCCAAAACCGUCGUGGCGGAAUUUCACGUUUGAUGAGCUUUCUGCUGCCACCGGUGGUUUCAGCCUCGAUAAUUUGGUGGGCCGAGGUGGGCACGCUGAAGUGUACAAAGGACGCUUACCCGAUGGCCAACUCGUUGCCGUGAAGAAAAUAACAAAGAAAGAGAAAAAAGAUGAAGACCGAGUUGAAGAUUUUUUAUCUGAGCUCGGGAUCAUAGCUCAUAUCAACCAUCCAAAUGCAGCUCACUUGAUUGGCUUCAGUUCUGAUACUGACUUACAUCUUGUUCUCCAAUUUGCGCCACACGGCAGCCUUGCAACUUUACUACAUAAUAGUAAAGAAAGAUUAGACUGGGGGCUAAGGUUUAAGAUAGCCAUUGGCAUUGCAGAAGGAUUGUUGUAUCUUCAUUGUAAAUGUCAAAGGAGAAUAAUUCACCGCGAUAUCACGGCUUCAAAUAUCUUGUUAAUGGAAGACUAUCAACCUCAGAUAUCUGAUUUUGGGCUAGCAAAAUGGCUCCCUGACAAAUGGCUUCACCAUAUUGUUUCCCCAAUUGAAGGGACCUUUGGGUACAUGGCACCCGAGUAUUUCAUGCAUGGAAUCGUUCAUGAGAAGAUCGACGUGUUCUCUUUUGGAGUUCUUUUGCUUGAGCUUCUUACUGGUCGACGCGCAGUUGAUUCAAGCAGGCAGAGUCUUGUAAUAUGGGCAAAACCGUUUUUGGAGCAAAGAAAUGUUAAAGAGCUCGUGGAUCCUCGUUUAGAAGGCGAGUAUGAAAUGAUUCAAGUAAAGCGUGCCAUGUUAGCAGCUUCAGCUUGCAUUCAUCAUUUGCCUAGCGUCCGCCCGAACAUGAAACGGGUUAUGGAGAUGCUGAAGGGCGAGAGGUCGGAACCAAAACUAAAAUUAGGUGGGGGCCGACAAUUGCUAAUCGAUGCAUGUGACUUAGACGAUUAUUCGUCAACCACGUACCUAAAAGACCUAAAUCGACACAGGGAACUUGUGAUGGAGUGAUGAUUAGAGAUGGUGUGCAAGCAAGCACUAUAAUUUUUGUUUUGUAUGUGAUGUUUUGGGUUGAGGGAGGAGUUGUGUGUAUAUUGUUGGGCCGGUGGUGGGCCUAGAAGAAACUCCUUUUAGAAGUUUUAGGGCCAUGUCUUGUUUUAGUUGUGGCUUUAGAUGGGGGCCCAAUAGGAUAUAUGGCUAUCCCAUGUUUGCUUCUAAAAGAACCACCUUGAUACACCACCAUGUGCAACAUAUUAUUCAAGCCCGAGUUUAUAAUGGGCCGAGCUCAAUUCGGAUUUGCAACGCGCCCAUCUUGUAAUCAUACUAGUAUAUUGAACAGCUAAAAUCAUUUUCUAGCUCUUUAGGCCAUCAUAUAGCUAUUUUUUGUUUUAUUU